UCAAAAUCUCCCGGUUACUGCAAGGUCUUUUGAGCUGUUCCGGGAAAGGCGUGGUCAGGCCACGGCGAGCCACACCCCCAACACUAGGGCGGUCUUCGCCGCGCCCAACCCUGCGGCCCCAGGUUGGGACCCAGCGGUGAAAACGUACUACUCCCUAUAUAACCAUCCGCCACAGAGAAAGUAGUUCCCAACCCAUAGCAGACUCCGUCAACCAUACUAGGCGACAUAUAAAAUUCUAGCUUCUGUCUAGAGUAAGCUAUGGUUCUGAGGCCUCGGAGUCACCUUCCGGCACACUGGAAACCUGUUUUUCCCCCGGUCGUCGUAGAAAGUAGUUCCGGCCUACGAUAGACUGAUGGGUCCCUCCGCAGCAGGGGAAAGAAGAUGGCGACCUCGUCGAUGCCGGAGUCGGAGAAGAACGCGCCUACGAAAGCGUCAGGUGAGUGUCGGGUGGAGUCAGGUCACCCCACUGCAUCCUGCUGUGAAGUGAGUCCACACUACGGGGGAUACCCGGCGGCAAGGUCCCGGCCGGCGGGGCUGUCCGAACAGGGCCCCGGGGUCCCAGGCCCUUUAGUCGCUCUCGCACUUGCCUGAGCGGAAACCUGGCGCCGCCACAAGAUGGCGUCGGGCCUGGAGCGCAGGCAGCGCCGGGGACAGCCCCGAGUCGCCAGGCCCCGGGACCGUCGUUGUCGGCCCCCUCCGCAUGGGAACUAGGGGAAGGGGGAGCGAGCCACUGACCAAGGGUGCCCGUGGGCUGUACCACCGACCCUGCACCCGGGGGAACUCGGGAGGCCGAAGGGCUGAACCACUGAUCCUGGACGGGACCCUUAGAGCGAACCACACUGCAGGAAUCGUGGAGGGGAGGAGAGAAGGGUCGUACCGGCCCUUCACCACCCUCCCGAGGAUGGGAAAGGACCCUGGGUUGGGGUGCAAGACUUCACGGUCCCGUUUUUCCGAAGCUCCCCUCUGUACACACGAGAUAGCCCCAUCCCGUCGGAGACUCAGUCUUUUCGCCUGCGGAAUGGGCACAAGGGUGCAGCUGGGUGGAGCGUGGGUGCCGGGGCCAGUAAGGUGUCCCACCCGUAUCAGCCCCCGCCACCUCUUCUCUCAGAUUGAAGGCCCCAGACCCUGCACCCCCUUGUCAGGCGGGCCCCCGAGCCCAUGGAGGAGAACGAGGUGGAGAGCAGUAGUGACGCGGCCCCUGGGCCUGGCCAGCCUGAGGAGCCCUCUGAGAGCGGCUUGGGUGUGGGCACCUCGGAAGCCGUGUCCGCCGACAGCAGCGACGCCGCCGCGGCCCCGGGGCCAGUGGAGGCCGACGACACCGGAGUGGGGCAAAGCUCGGACCGCGGCAGCAGCUCUCUGGUAUGGGCCGUGCUGGCCGACAUGGGUGGAGGCAGGGACCACAGGCAGCAGUGCCUGGCAGCUAAGGGGGAAGCUGCCAGCAAGGAGGAGGUAUCUGAGAGCAGCUCAAGCACAGAUCCGCUGCCCCAUGGCUACCUCCCUGAUUCAUCUUCUGUGUCCCAUGGAUCAGUGGCAGGGGUGACAGGUGGCCCCCCGGCCCUCGUGCACUCCAGUGCACUCCCAGACCCCAACAUGCUGGUGUCCGACUGCACAGCUUCUUCCUCAGACCUGGGCUCGGCCAUCGACAAGAUCAUUGAGUCCACCAUUGGGCCCGACCUCAUCCAGAGCUGCAUCACUGUGACCAGUGCUGAGGAUGGUGGGGCAGAGACCACGCGGUACCUGAUCCUGCAGGGACCAGAUGAUGGUGCCCCCAUGGCAUCGCCAAUGUCCAGUUCCACCCUGGCCCACAGCCUGGCAGCCAUCGAGGCCCUGGCCGACGGCCCCACGUCCACAUCCACGUGCCUGGAGCCAGCUGAGGAGGCCCGGGGUGGGCCCAGCUCCCCAGGACAGCCUCCCCCAGCUUCUGACACCGAGGAGCCAGACCUGCAGAGCCUGGAGGCCAUGAUGGAGGUGGUGGUAGUGCAGCAGUUCAAGUGCAAGAUGUGCCAGUACCGAAGCAGCACCAAGGCCACCCUGUUGCGCCAUAUGCGGGAGCGGCACUUCCGUCCAGCAGCAGCUGCAGCUGGUAAGAAGGGGCGUCCACGGAAGUGGGGCGCCUCGACCAAGACCCAGGAGGAAGAGGCACCAGAGGAGGAAGAGGAUGACGACAUCGUAGACGCCGGUGCCAUCGAUGACCUGGAGGAGGACAGCGACUACAAUCCAGCUGAAGACGAGCCCCGGGGUCGGCAGCUGCGACCCCAGCGCCCCACCCCCAGCACACUGCGACCCCGAAGGAGGCCCGGCCGGCCCCGGAAGCUGCCUUGCCUAGAGACGUCGGACCUCCCAGAUGGUGUGGAAGGAGAGCCUCUAGUGAGUUCCCAGAGUGGACAGAGCCCUCCGGAGCCACAGGACCCCGAAGCACCGAGCUCCUCAGGCCCAGGACGCCUGGUGGCCCUGGGCAAGGCCGAUAGGGUCCCCGUGGACCCCAGCGUGAGCCAGUCGGAUGCUGAGAACACAGCACCCACCUGUCAGGAGGAGCCUGACACCCCGCCCCGCCGCCGUGGCCGACCCUCCAGGCGCUUCCUAGGCAAGAAAUACCGCAAGUACUACUACAAGUCGCCCAAACCGCUCCUGCGGCCCUUCCUGUGCCGCAUCUGCGGCUCCCGCUUCCUGUCCCACGAGGACCUGCGCUUCCACGUGAACUCCCACGAGGCCGGAGACCCCCAGCUCUUCAAGUGCCUGCAGUGCAGCUACCGCUCCCGCCGCUGGUCCUCACUCAAGGAGCACAUGUUCAACCAUGUGGGCAGCAAGCCCUACAAGUGUGACGAAUGCAGCUACACCAGCGUCUACCGGAAAGACGUCAUCCGGCAUGCAGCUGUGCACAGCAGGGACCGGAAGAAGAGGCCAGAUCCAACCCCGAAGCUGAGCUCCUUCCCCUGUCCCGUGUGUGGCCGUGUCUACCCCAUGCAGAAGAGACUCACGCAGCACAUGAAGACACACAGCACUGAGAAGCCCCAUAUGUGUGACAAGUGUGGAAAGUCCUUUAAGAAGCGCUACACCUUCAAGAUGCACCUGCUCACACAUAUCCAGGCUGUCGCCAACCGCAGAUUCAAGUGCGAGUUCUGCGAGUUUGUGUGCGAGGACAAGAAGGCACUGCUGAACCACCAGCUGUCCCAUGUCAGCGACAAGCCCUUCAAAUGCAGCUUCUGCCCCUACCGCACCUUCCGGGAGGACUUCCUGCUGUCCCACGUGGCUGUCAAGCACACAGGGGCCAAGCCCUUCGCCUGCGAGUACUGCCACUUCAGCACGCGGCACAAGAAGAACCUGCGCCUGCACGUGCGGUGCCGACACGCGAGCAGCUUCGAGGAAUGGGGGCGGCGCCACCCCGAGGAGCCCCCGUCCCGCCGUCGCCCCUUCUUCUCCCUGCAGCAGAUUGAGGAGCUGAAGCAGCAGCACAGCGUGGCCCCCGGACAGCUCCCCAGCUCCCCGGGACUGCCCGAGGUCCCUUCAGAGGCAGCGCCUUUCCAGUCGCCUGAGACGCCCCCCCUGCUCUGCUCUGACACCCUGGGUGGCGCUACCAUCAUCUACCAGCAGGGAGCUGAGGAGUCAACUGCUAUGGCCACGCAGACAGCUUUGGAUCUGCUGCUGAACAUGAGCGCCCAGCGGGAGCUGGGGGGCGCGGCACUGCAGGUGGCCGUGGUGAAGUCAGAGGAUGGGGAAGCACAGCUGGCGGCCCCCGGUGGGCAGCCCUCCCCCGCGGGCGCCGCUGCACAAGUGGUAACCCUCCACGUGGCAGAGCCGGGGGGCGGGGUGGCAGCCGAGAGCCAGCUAGGCCCCCCUGACCUGCAGCAGAUCACCCUGGCGCCCGGUCCCUUUGGCGGGGCUGGAUACAGCGUCAUCACAGCACCCCCUAUGGAAGAGGGGACCUCCGCCCCUGGCACACCCUACAGUGAGGAGCCCCCCGGGGAGGCAGCCCAGACUGUGGUUGUGAGCGACACCCUGAAGGAAGCUGGCACCCACUACAUCAUGGCAGCCGACGGGACCCAGCUGCAUCACAUCGAGCUGGCUGCAGACGGCUCCAUCUCCUUCCCAAGCCCCGAUGCGCUCACCUCCGGAGCCAAGUGGCCUCUGCUGCAGUGUGGGGGGCUGCCCAGGGAUGGCCCCGCGUCCCCGUCUCCAGCCAGAACCCGCCCGGCGGGGGACCCCCAGGGCUCUGCCUCCCCACCGCCUACAAGCAGCAAAGCUCUGGGCCUCGUAGUGCCCCCCUCACCGCCAUCCGCAGCCACCGCAUCAUCCAAGAAAUUCUCCUGCAAGAUCUGUGCCGAGGCCUUCUUCGGCCGAGCCGAGAUGGAGAGUCACAAACGGGCCCACGCCGGCCCGAGCGCCUUCAAGUGCCCCGACUGCCCCUUCAGCGCCCGCCAGUGGCCCGAGGUCCGGGCCCACAUGGUGCAGCACUCCGGCCUGCGGCCCCACCAGUGCAGCCAGUGCAGCUUUGCCUCCAAGAACAAGAAGGACCUGCGGCGGCACGUGCUGACCCACACCAACGAGAAGCCUUUCUCGUGCCACCUCUGCGGGCAGCGUUUCAACCGGAACGGGCACCUCAAGUUCCACAUCCAGCGCCUGCACAGUCCUGAUGGGAGAAAGGCAGGGACCCCUACUGCCCGGGCCCCAGCCCAGCCCCCCACCCAGACCAUCAUCCUGAACAGUGAUGACGAGACAUUGGCCACACUGCACACCGCCCUGCAGUCCAGUCAUGGGGUCCUGGGCCCGGAGCAGCUCCAGCAGGCCCUGGGCCAGGAGCACAUCAUCGUGGCCCAGGAGCAGACAGUGACCAAUCAGGAGGAAGCCACCUACAUCCAGGAGAUCACCACAGCAGAUGGCCAGACAGUGCAGCAUCUGGUGACCUCUGACAACCAGGUACAGUACAUCAUCUCUCAGGACGGAGUGCAGCACCUGCUCCCCCAGGAGUACGUUGUGGUCCCAGAGGGCCAUCACAUCCAGGUACAGGAGGGCCAGAUCACGCACAUCCAGUACGAACAAGGGGCCCCGUUCCUUCAGGAGUCCCAGAUCCAGUAUGUGCCUGUGUCCCCAGGCCAGCAGCUUGUCACACAGGCCCAGCUUGAGGCUGCAGCACACUCAGCUGUCACAGCAGUGGCUGACGCUGCCAUGGCCCAAGCCCAGGGCCUGUUUGGCACAGAGGAGACGGUGCCUGAACACAUCCAGCAGCUGCAACACCAGGGCAUCGAGUACGACGUCAUCACCCUGACCGAUGACUGAGCCCCAGGGCACGACACAGACCAUGGAUGUUGGGGCCGGCCCUGCGGGGGUGGGGACCCCCACCGGGACUCAUGUCCUUGCUCCACCUGGGGUCUCCGGAUACUGGGAAGCCAGCAUCCUGUCACUCCAAGGGAGCCAGACCUGUGCGGUGGGGAACAGCCACGGGCGCCAGCCGGGACAUGCUGGGUGCCCCAGCCUGCAGGCAGGCUUUGGGAGAGAAAUUUAUUUUUGUUUGGAUGGAGCCACUGGUCUCUCAGUCUCAAUAAAGGGACCAGAGUCCAGGCCU
This is a messenger RNA of Phyllostomus discolor (pale spear-nosed bat), 5560 nucleotides long. RefSeq names its product zinc finger protein 335 (gene ZNF335). Bases 1159 to 5274 code for a protein of 1371 amino acids. The transcript is spliced from 27 exons. Gene Ontology annotation, cellular component: nucleus. Lineage: Eukaryota; Metazoa; Chordata; Mammalia; Chiroptera; Phyllostomidae. The record is from RefSeq and is a predicted model, not a curated record. Gene Ontology annotation, molecular function: RNA polymerase II cis-regulatory region sequence-specific DNA binding. Gene Ontology annotation, biological process: positive regulation of neurogenesis; brain development; regulation of gene expression.